Molecule: messenger RNA, 1370 nt
Organism: Owenia fusiformis
Lineage: Eukaryota; Metazoa; Annelida; Polychaeta; Sabellida; Oweniidae
Source: the annotation of a GenBank genome assembly
GCUAAUUUCCCCCAGGAAAUCAAUACCAUUAAUUUAGAUUCUCAUGUAGGAAUGGUUAAUGUGAAAAAAACAUCAGUAAGGAACCUAUCUGACUUAUUAGAAAUAGAAAAAGCAACAGUUUCUACUUCCUCAACUGAAUGUGAUCAUAGUCAAAAAUAGGAUUAUACAGGGAACAGCCUUAGGUAAAGAUGUCUGCUGCAAAAGCCAAGAAGAAGAAGAGGGAGCGUGCCCAGAGGUACACCUCAAAUGUAUUUGCCAUGUUCAGCCAGGCACAAAUACAGGAAUUUAAGGAGGCGUUUAACAUGAUAGACCAGAAUCAUGAUGGCUUUGUGGACAAGGAGGACCUGUUAGAAAUGUUGACAUCAUUAGGGAAGAACCCCACUGAUGAAUACUUGGAGGAUAUGAUCAAUGAGGCCCCUGGUCCACUGAAUUUCACAAUGUUUCUGACACUGUUUGGUGAGAAACUGAAUGGAACAGACCCUGAGGAUGUCAUCAGGAAUGCAUUUGCUUGCUUUGAUGAUGAUCAAAUGGGGGUAUUAGCAGAAGACAAACUCCGUGAGAUUAUGACCACUAUGGGCAAUCGCUGGACAGAUGAUAUGGUUGACCAACUACUUCAUGAUGCCCCUAUAGACCAGGGAAUGUUUAACUACACUGAGUUUGUGAAAACAUUAAAACAUGGAGCUAAGGACAAAGGAGGUGAAGGAGAGGUACUUCAAUCCCCUAAUGCACAAAAUGCACAGAAAACUCUCAUUGGAUAGGUUUGAGAUUUACUGACACAUGGAUUACAGCUGCACAUAGUAAAACAGUAGGGAGAAAUACCAAUUAUGAAUCUAAUAGAUCAGGCAAAUUAGAUUAAGGUUUAUGGAAUGAAUUUUACUAUUUAUGCUGUAAAUGCAUGUCACCAAAAAAAUGCCGCCAGCAAGUGCCAAAAUUAUUUAGUAAUACACCAUGAAAAGGCAUUUUUUAUAGCCAACAUAUUUUUUUAUAAAUUAACAACAGAGGUAUUGUUAUUUUCCACUUGCAUGCAAUCGAUGAAUAAACACGUAAUUAAAAAUACAAAUUUUGAAUUAUAAAAAUGAUUCAUGAAAACAUUUGAAAAUACUGUUCUGAAUAGAUAUCACUAUGAAUGAUAUUAAUGAAUACUGUAAAACUGUCAUUUUUGCAAUAAAAUUAAAAUUUCACUUCAAUAUUGGGAUGAUCAGAAAAUAGUGAAUCAUGGAUUUAUACAAAAUUAUUCAAAUGUGUAAGCUUCUUGUUUUACAGUAUUUCAUAUGCCACAAACACUAUUUAUUCCGAUUGUGUGAGAGAUAAGUUAUUUUAUAGGUAAAUGUGUGAUAUCAUUGUAGUGUUGUUCCAACUAAAUAAAAUAA